Messenger RNA from Plasmodium cynomolgi strain B, 1932 nucleotides. RefSeq lists its product as hypothetical. The coding region runs from base 1 to 1932 and encodes 643 amino acids. The record is from RefSeq and is a predicted model, not a curated record. Lineage: Eukaryota; Apicomplexa; Aconoidasida; Haemosporida; Plasmodiidae. Gene Ontology annotation, molecular function: protein binding. The transcript has 2 exons.
AUGGAGGAGGAAAACACACAUGUGGACUCGAACGACAAGCAGGCCUGUGAAAUGCACAGAGGAGGAGAAACGCACAGAGGAGAAACUCACAGAGGAGAAACUCAGAUGAAGAAGAAGGUGUUCUACAUUGUGCAAGAAGUACCGUACGCAGAUUUUUACAACUUUGAUUAUGAGCCAAUUGACAGUUUUAGGAAGUCAGGGGAAACGCAGUGCAUCGACGGGGACACGUCGACAUCGUCAUCGUCAUGUGGUGAGGUUGGUGAGGUUGGUGAGGUUGGAAGUGGGAGGACCGGAAAGAGGACCCAUGCAAGUUGCUGUUGCGCGGGCCAUCAGCAGGGGAAUAAUGCUCAUGAGGAGGGAGAAAAACGCGAAUGUGCAGAGUACUACUACCAGGGAGGGGAAAAUCCCAGCGGAGGGUGUCCCAGCGGAGGGCGUCCCAGCGGAGGGCGUCCCAAUGGAGGGCAUCCAAAUGGAGAGCAUCCAAAUGGAGUGCAUCCAAAUGGAGAGCAUCCCAAUGGAGAGCAUCCCAAUGGAGAGCAUCCCAAUGGAGGGCAUCCCAAUGGAGGGCAUCCCAAUGGAGGGCAUCCCAAUGGAGGGCAUCCCAGUGGAGGGCCUCCCUCAGGCGCACCCCGAAGAAAGAGCGAGUUGAGGGAAGGAUAUCCCCUCGCGAAUAAACCCGCCAGUAGGAGAACCCCUGCAAAGAAAAGACAAAAAAUAAAAAGGAAAAAUGAAUUCCUGAAGCAGUGCGAAUUUAACAGCGAUGGGAGUUGCUACUACACCAUUUCGAACAGCAACUAUUUGAGACUCUUCGCCACGGACUUGUUAUUGUUAAAUGCGUUAAGUAAGGGCAGCGGUGUGGGAAGCGGUGGCGGUGGCGGUAUGGGUAGCGAUGGCAGUAACGGCAUCCGCAACGGCAUCAGUAACGGCGGCAGUGGAGAGGGGCACGCACAGCUAAGGGCACUACAUGAGGAGUACGAACGCAUGGACGCUGAGGAGAAGGAGAAAAGGAACCAGAGCUGGAUCUGCAUGCAGCUGGGCGAACAUAUAUACGAUUGCAAAUUUUACCCCUUUUUUGAUUGGAACAAUAGCAACACAUGCUUCUUUGCAGUGUCUUCUAAAGGCAGCCCUGUAUGUCUGUACAGCGCAUAUGAUGGGUCCUCUAUCAUGUCUUUCAAAACGUUCAACCACUGCCAAGAGUUAUGUAACUCUUAUUCGUUAUGUUUCCACCCAGACAGAAACUGGCUUCUAUGUGGAACAAACGAUAAGUCAAUCAAAGUAUUCGAUUUUGCAAAACCAAACGAAGUAUACGAAAAUCGUAUCUUAAGUACAAGAAGAGGGAGAGGGCAAAAGGGUAUUAUAUCUACCAUGACUUAUAAAAAAAAAGGAUAUGGGAAAAAUACUAUGUAUGCUGUUGGAGAUUACAAUGACUGUAUAUACCUUUAUGCGGAUAACUGUGAUCAUAAAAAUGAUUUUAUUUUAAAAUUUCAAGUUGAUAGAAUGAAAUCUAAUGGAAUAACUUGUAUAAAAUGGAUAGAUGAAUUUUCUCUCCUUAGUGGAAGUCGAAAUGGAUCAUUUAUUUACCGUUAUGACAUGAGAAAAAAUACAGAGUAUGUACAAAAAUGGGAAAGAUUUGCUUUGACUAAUCAGAAAUACUUGUUUGAUGUAUAUCGAGAUUUCCUCCUCAUCAGUGGGUCUGGCACGAGACGCUUUUACGAAAAUAACAGCAACAAGGUUGAUAUAAUGGCGAGUGUCUUUAGUGGUGGGAUGAAUACGUCCUACCAUAAUGCGGUGGACGGUGCGUCUGAUCGUAAUGCGGUGGACGGCGUGUCUCCAGCUUCUUCUUCGAUUCCCUUUCCCAGCGUGUCUCGGUACAUAAACAGCGCUUGCACAGUUUGGUGCGAUUUCGCCAUGUCCUCUGACGGGUAUGGGUAG